AUGCAGUUCUCCUUCGUCACAGUUUUGACCACCGUCCUGGCCGCCGCCUCGACCGCCUCGGCCCUCGCCAUCCAGCCCGCGCACCUGGAGACCCGGGGCCCCACCGUCACCAUCCUGGAGGAGGCGGCCGUUGACAAGCGCGGAGCCGCUGCUUCAAUCGGCAGCGCCGCCGGCACCGAGGCCGCCAAGGAAGCCGCCAAGAUCGCGAUCCGGGCCGUCGCCAGCCUCAUCGGCAACAUCGUCGAGUGGGACAGCGCUCGCCAGACCUUCACCAAGGAGACGGUCAAGCAGAUGAUGGACAACAACAAGGACCCGACCAUUGUGGCUGCCGCCUGCUACAACAAGGGCUACAGGGUCCAGAACGAGAACAACAUCGACGGCAAAACCAGCGUCGACUUCAAGCUUGGCGUCCUCCACACCAACUACGACUGCAUGUACCUCAGGGCCCCCAAUGCCUUCUGGACCGACAGCGACGGUGGCUACCAGAACCUUGCCUACCGCUACACCAAGGCUUGCUGGUUUGACAGCAAAACCGGCGACCUCACCUGCAACUAA
Pyricularia pennisetigena is the source of this 555-nucleotide messenger RNA. RefSeq lists its product as uncharacterized. The record is from RefSeq and is a predicted model, not a curated record. The transcript has 2 exons. The coding region runs from base 1 to 555 and encodes 184 amino acids. Lineage: Eukaryota; Fungi; Ascomycota; Sordariomycetes; Magnaporthales; Pyriculariaceae.